GAGCUUGAAAGCAAUUGAACGCAUUAACAAAAAAUUGUGAAGCUUGUGUAUUGUUUGUUUGUCAAUGGGAAACAAAUGUGGUCUGGAUAAAAAGGAUUGCACAAUGGUAAUGAAGGAGCCGGACUGAAAUGCAGCAGGCCUGUGGCGGUGGAUGUCUCGAUGGGGGAGGUUGACGAAACGCAGGGGCGUGACGCCUCGCGCUGCAGCAGCACUCACUCGCCUACGGGAGAAUGGGAGAGAGGCACAGAAGGGGAGGGAGGAGGAACUUGAAGGAAAAAAAGUUAAAAUAAAAAUGGCUUCCUUGUCUUUGGAGUCCACAGAACAAACUGAAAACGGCCCUAAGGAGUCCACGCAAGAUGAAGCCAAAGUGAAAGAGGAGAUUGAUCCGGACGAAGUCUCGGAACAACUGCUCCAAAGCUUCCAGAACUCCGCGCUCAGUUUUUCCACCGAUCAGGUCGCGUGUCUGUGCGAAGCGCUCCUGCAAGCGGGUAAUGUGGAUCGCCUGUGGAGAUUCCUCUCCACCAUCCCUCCUUCGGCCGAUCUGCUACGUGGCAACGAGACCCUACUGAAGGCCCAGGCUCUGGUCGCUUUCCACCGGGAGGAGUUCAACAAGUUGUACGCCAUCCUAGACAGUCAUGACUUCCACCCGAGUAACCAUGGGUUCCUUCAAGACCUCUACUUGAAGGCGCGCUACAAGGAGGCUGAGACGUCCCGGGGUCGCAGUCUGGGCGCCGUGGAUAAAUAUCGACUGCGCAAAAAGUUUCCUUUGCCCAAAACCAUUUGGGACGGAGAGGAGACGGUGUACUGCUUCAAGGAGAAGUCGCGCAAUGCGCUGAAGGAGUGUUACAAGAGUAACAGGUAUCCCACUCCGGUCGAGAAGAAGAAUUUAGCCAAAGUCACCGGACUUUCAUUGACUCAAGUCAGCAACUGGUUCAAGAAUCGCCGACAGAGGGAUCGGACCCCCUCCGGUACCAACAGCAAAAGUGAAUCUGAUGGAAACCACAGUACAGAAGAUGAAACCAGCAAGGGAGAUCUGGAUGAUAUUGUUGACAAACCUGCUGUUCACGAGACCGGCAGCUCAAAUGCUUCUCUUAUAUCACUCUCUGGGGCUCCUUGCAGUACUGGUCAGCUUAUUCUGAACAGCACAGGAGGAUUCUUUACAAGCUCUCAUCCACUGCUGCUCAAUGGGAGCCAUAUACUCUCAGGGGCAGGAACAGGGGUCAUCAUCAAUGGGCUGACACUGAGCGAUGGCCACACGGUCACUCUCAGUCCUGUUACAGCUAAUGCACCAUUGCUACUAAAUGGGGCUCAAGUAAUCUCCAAAGAUGACCGGGGCAUCAGUGAUAUAGAGGCCCAAGGCAGCCUGCCCACUGUGGUUCUGAAUCCACAAGCCAGUUUAACUAGCACAAUACCUCUCUCGCUCAGCGAGGACACAAAAACAGCCAGCAGCAAUGUCUCUCCAUUGGAUUUCAUCAGUCUUCCAGAGCCCUUAAAGGAUCCAGAUAACACUCAGUCACUGCCUACAAACUCAAUGUCUUCACCCAUCAUCUCUACUUCUGUCAUCUCUCCCACGUCUCUUCCUUCAGAGGCACUGGUCACAAAUAGUAUUCCUGCAUCAACUACUGGCUCCAUGAGUUCAGUCAUCUCCAGUCCCAUGGUGCCACUACUGCCCACACAGCCACCUGAAAUUGUUGUAAUAGGAAAAGCCGAGUCUCAGUCACCAAUUCGCAGCUCCAUCUCUAGCCCUCAGGUGCUGUCUUUACCCCAGGUGGUUCCAUCAAUACAGGGUGUACCAGUUUCUCAACUGAUGCAGCAUCCAUCUGGGGCCACAGUGUCAUCCUGCCCCCAGCUUGUUCCAGUCUCCCUGAACAAUUCACAGUUACCCCAAGUCCCCAUUCCUCCGUUUCAGACACAGACCUUGCACAUUGGUCCAAGACUUGCGCAAGCACACCUCCAAAAUGGCUCGAACACAUUAAGCACCAGUAGUGCUUUAUCACUCCCCCAGAUGGCUGAUGGGCAGAUUACACAGGUGCUUACACCUCAGCUAGGAGACGAAUCUACUUCAGCAGCAUUUCCACAGAUACAGACCUCCAUGGAAACACAAGUCAUUCCCAUCUCCUCGCCAACUCAAGUUGUGCCCAUAUCCCAAACCAAAGACUCGGGCCAACCUCAGCUGGUCCCCCUGUCACUCCCCCAACUUAUACCUGCAUCAUCCAUUGCGGGAACUCCAACUGGAACCCUGUCCUUUCCUCAGGUGGUCCCAGCAACACCAUCUCUCUCCAUUCCGUCCCCUGGAGGUGCUUUCCAGAUUCUGACAUCUGGAUCUGGAGCAGGAUUGAGUGUUGCCCAAGGACCGAUACGCCUCAGUCCAAUAGGGCCUCCUCAGAGUGUCCCUGCUGGUACCAUCCCAGGUGUCCAAUUUCUCAACUCUGGGGUGAUUCAGCUACCUUCUUCCUCUCCAGGCAAUAUCCUACUAGCAGGUGGCAUUGGGGGCAGCCCAAUCCUUAGUCUUCAAAAUGGCAAACUCAUCCUCACUAUCCCAGCUGGGAUCCAGUUCGCCAGCAUGCCUGUCAAGUCCGUCCCAGAUAGUCUGGUCUCAAGUACCCUUGAUCCUCAAACCUCACCUGUACACCCACCUUCACUCAUUGCUCAAACCUCAAAUUCACUACAAUCAUCUCAUUUGGGGCUUGUUGGCUCCUCUACACUUUACUGCAGCCCUGAGCCAGGAACAAUUGCCAACCCAACCCCAGGAGCCUCUCCUGACACCCCAGACUCUUCUAGCACUCCCACUCCUACAAGUGUCCUACAAUUCCAGCAGACCCUUAGCCCUGAAAGCAUGCUCCCACUCAGUCCAAUAUGUAGUGGUGUGGCAACUGGCCACCAACUCUCCCAGCUAGCCUGGAGCCCUGUCCCGCUGUCCUCCCCCUCUGGUCUGACAUUAUUUGACAUGCGUGGGAAAGGAGAUCUUCCAGAGGACCCUGCUUUGUUAGGUUUGCCAGGAGGAGAGUCCCUCCUGUUGGGCACUCCUCCUCCAGGCGAAGAUGUAGACAGAGAUUCUCAGCUGGAUGAUGUGGAGGACAUGGAUGGGGACUCGAAAAUUCUGACACAACUGCAGUCUGUCCCUGUGGAUGAUGAUCUGGGUUUGUAAUCACCAGUCCUUCUGACAAACUACUAGAUGCAGUUAAUGUUAAAUCUCAACCUGCAAGACUUGCAUUCGACCAUGUCCCAGAAGUGAGAGGAACUAUGAUUUAUGACCUCAGAGCUUUGGAGGCUUUCCCCACUCUUCCUUAUGUAGAUGGAGUUUUAAGUAGUGGAAGUAUACAACAUAAUAAUGGAAUCGUAGAAAAUAACUUUUCUUUUAUAUAUGGAAUUCAUUUGUGAAACCUAUAUAUUUAACAAGGGCAUGUCAUAGAGGUUUAACUACAGUAAAGGGAAGGCACUGCCAUUUAGUCACAGAGGACAUUUGCGUAACCAAUAUUAACCUCUAGGAAUCUAGGGCUGUGUCUACAUGUUAGUCCUUUUUUGGUGAUACACAGAGCUUGAGGCAUGUUAUAAAGGACUUACAUGACUCCCUAAGUGGUAAAAAGGCACUAAUAUGUCAGUGGCAAUCAAUUUCUUCUAUCUAGGAGUGAAGAGCAUGUGGGAAUGCCUUCUUUUGUGCCUUACAUUUUUGUUACUUCUCAGUUUAGACUCUGACAAGUACUUUUAUCUUUUAAAGAAGAGAAACAAGUCAUAUUUGGUUUCCCUCUGAGAUACAAUAUAAUAGAGGUACAUGUUUAUGCUGGUCACAAAAUCUGCUGUCUUGGAGCAAAUCUAAGUAUGAAUUGAGUCUGAACAUGAGCUAGUCAUCCUGUCAGAGGCUCCCAAAGAUACCUGGAUGCACCGACAGCACCCUGCGCUGGGAGAAGGAAAUCAGAUUUCAGUAAUCUCACAACACUGGGUGGAAGACAAGACUUGGUUGACAAACUAGCCUUUAAAUGUGCCUGUGACAGCUACAUUGGAUAUACUACAUCCGCACUGCUCAGUUCAGGUGCCGUUUUAAUUGUUUUUUGCUUUAAGGUUCAAUUGGCUGAAGUACAUUUUAUAGGUGAAUAGAUGGUGAAUGUGUCUGAUUUUCUGACAUUAGACUUCAAACACACAGUGAAGCACUCUAUGUUGUUUUAUAUUCCAUGUAUACCGUAUCUUGCAGCGUACAUUUAUGAUGGCACACUAAACUGACCAUGGAUAUCCUACACUUGUAGUAUAAUAGAUAAUUGACAUUGGUUUCCAUAGAUAAACCAUUGAGUUUACCCAAGUAGUCCAGCUCAUUACCAUAAAACUGUGCAUAAACCUAAUAGGCUUGAGUGUUUGAAGGGAAUUGAAGUACUGGAUAUUUGUCUAUGCAACUGUUCAUCAUGAACUAAGAUUUGUUUACUGUUUUAAACAGCCACUUCUUACACUACAAAUCCACCAUAAACAUAUACCGUGAAAUGUUUUUAUUCUGUUUAUCUUGUCCUUUUAUAUUUCAUAUUUUUAUUUGUAGAAUUUCCACAUAGCUUCAGGAAAUGUCUGUUUUUGCCCUUUUCCUGCUUGAUUCUUAUCAAAUGCAAUUUAGGUGACUCAAAUUAAGCUACAAGUAUGACUUUUUCAACACAGGUCAUCAUCACUACCAGAGUGGUUUGCUUAUCGUAGAGCACAGUUCUGUAUAUUUUGCACAUUUUAUCAUUUUUAUUCAUGGAGCUUUUACCUUUUUUUUGGGCCCCACAAAUGUUGGUGCUAUUUUAAACCAUUCAACUAAAAUAAGGCUUGGCCUGUGAGAUUUUGACUGGUGCACAGUAGUCACCCUUAGUGGUCACACUAGCCUUAACCUGUUUCUAUGUGUUUUUUUUUUUUUUACAAAUAUUUAAUGCAUUUAUCAAUCAUUUCGGGGUCAUUCAACCUUAAAGCUGUUUCCCUCAUUCUAGCUUAGGAUUACACUCCAUUUUGUGAUAUAUUGUCUUUUUUUGUUUCUUUAUGAAAGUGUUUGUAUUUUACACAUUUAUGUUUUAUAGGACUUGUUGCAUUGACUUGCCAAAGUUUUUUUUUUUCUUCUUCUUCUUUCAAGCACGAGGAAAAUGUUUGAACUUUUUUGGAAAGCAUGUGUGCGUGUAUGAGUUUGUCCGUGAGUAUUGCUAUUACUCCUCCAGAAUGUAAUGAUUACUAUGUUAAUUCACAUGUAUUUUAGUCAGUAGCGAUAUAUUUGUUUGUUCUGUUCACUCUUUAAUACUUUCGCUUCACCGUCAUGUACAAACAUAAAAAUAUGCAGCUGAUCAAACCAAAGAGUUUUUUCUUGAUCAUUUCAUUUAGUAAAGGGAGUUUUUGUCAUUAUUGUAAACGUCUCUUUUUAUAGAGGCGUGUUUUGUAUCUUAUAGUAAUUUUAUUUUUUAUAUUCCAUUCUGUGAUAUGUAAUAAACAUAUAUAUAAUUCUA
Molecule: messenger RNA, 5447 nt
Organism: Carassius gibelio (silver crucian carp)
Lineage: Eukaryota; Metazoa; Chordata; Actinopteri; Cypriniformes; Cyprinidae
Product: homeobox protein SIX5
Exons: 3
Coding region: 152-3148 (998 amino acids)
Biological process (GO): regulation of transcription by RNA polymerase II
Cellular component (GO): transcription regulator complex; nucleus
Molecular function (GO): DNA-binding transcription factor activity, RNA polymerase II-specific; RNA polymerase II cis-regulatory region sequence-specific DNA binding
Source: RefSeq, a predicted model, not a curated record